UGACUAGUUAUUGUUGCAGAAUGAUCACCUUCGGCUUGCUGGCGGUGCUGUUGCUGGCUUGGCUGUGGCAGCGCUGGCACUUUGGCCACUGGCAGCGGCUGGGCGUGCCGCAUGCACACGCCGCGCCCUUUGUGGGCAAUGUGUGGCGCCUGCUGCGAGGCUGUUGCUGCUUUGGCGACCAGUUCCGGGAGCUGUAUGAGUGUCCCAGCGCCAAGGGGCAGGCCUACCUGGGUAUACACGUGCUGCACAAUCAUGCGCUGCUGCUGCGCGAGCCGGCGCUGAUCAAGCGUAUUCUUGUCGAGGAUUUUGGGCAGUUCUCCAGUCGCUUUGAGACUACAGAUGCCAUUGGGGACACGAUGGGCUCACAGAAUUUGUUCUUCUCCAAAUACGAGCUGUGGCGCGAGACGCACAAGAUAUUUGCGCCCUUCUUUGCCGCCGGCAAGGUGCGUCAUAUGUUUGGGCUGCUGCAGCAGAUUGGCCAGCAGCUGGAGCAGCAUAUGGCCAGGAAGCUGACGGCGAGCGGCACGCCGGAGGGCACACUGGAGCUGGAGGUCAAGCAGCUGAGUGCGCUAUUCAGCACAGAUAUUAUUGCCUCGCUGGCCUUUGGCCUGGAGGCCAAUUGUCUACAGCAGCCGGACGCAGAGUUUCGGCGCAUGUGCAUCGAGGUGAAUGAGCCGCGUCCCAAGCGUCUGUUACAUCUCUUCACCAUGUUCUUCUUUCCGCGCUGCUCGCGCCAGCUGUGCACCCAUCUCUACUCGGAGGAAUACGAGCGUUUCAUGCGGCAAUCCAUGAACUGGGUGAUGGAACAGCGUGCGGCCAGCGGGGAGCAGCGCCACGAUCUGAUUGACAUAUUUCUGCAGCUGCAGCGCACGCAGCCGCCGGAGAGCGUGGUGCACCGGCGUGACUUUUUCGUGGCACAAGCAGCAUUUCUGCUGCUCGCUGGCUUCGACACCUCCUCCUCGACGAUUACCUUUGCGCUGUACGAGCUGGCCAAGCAGCCGACCAUACAGCAGCGCCUCAGGCAAGAGCUGGCGGCGGCGCUGCUGGGCAGCGGAGCCACGACCGGACAGUUGGACUACGAGACGCUCAGCGGACUGCCCUAUUUGCGGCAGGUGGUGGAUGAGGUGUUGCGUUUGUAUCCGCCCACUGCUUUUCUGGAUCGCUGCUGCAAUGCCAAGGCUGGCUAUGAUUUGUCCGCCUGGAGCUGUGGUUCCGCCUUGAGACUGCCGCCUGGCACACCCGUCUAUAUCUCUGUGCUGGGACUGCAUCGCGAUGAGCAGUACUGGCCUGAGCCCUUGAAGUUUGAUCCGGAGCGUUUCUCGCCAGAGCAACGGGUGCAGCAUCAACCCAUGACAUAUUUGCCGUUUGGCGCCGGUCCGCGCGGAUGUCUGGGCACGCUGCUGGGUCUCCUGGAGAUAAAGGUGGGUCUGGUCUACAUACUGAAGAACUAUCGCGUGGAGACCUGUGCAAGAACGCUGCCGGAGAUGAGAUUCGAUGCCAAAGCCUUUGUGCUAACAGCUGCGGGAGGCACCUAUUUGCGCUUCGUCCGGGAUCCGCUGUGAGAAAAAACUGGACCUUGUGUUGCAGUUUUUUAAAUUUUCACUUUAUUGGGGUAAUUGUUCACAUAUCUUAAGAUCAGCUCAAAAAUGUUCACAAAAUUUGUCAGUUGUUCUAGCCAAAUACUGCUGGCCAUAUAAAUGGCUAAUCAGUUAUUAUCUGCGCAGACCGUGGACUGUAUUUAUUGACUUGUAAGCUAGCUUAUCAAAAAAUAAUUGAACAAAGUGCAUUUUAACAAACUAUAAAAACUUAAAACCUAUAAAACAAGAAAUUUCAAUUUUCAGUAUCGAGUUACUUUAAGUGCAAAUAAAAUUUGAUAAUGCAUUUAGACCAUGUAUUUUACCAACAAUAUUUAGCUAGCUUGACAAUCAACCAUAUGUAUGUUGUGUAUUUUUCGCGUUUUUCCGUUUUUGUUUUUCAUUUUGUUUUUAUUUUUUUUUACCAUAUACAAUUUAAAAAACUAGCUCUCGAGCUACCUGGCUUAUAUCUUCACUUUUUACAAAUUAUCAAAAAAAUAACUAAAGCAAUUUUACACACUCGUCAUUAAAGAACUAAGCUAACAACUAAUUGCAUUUUGUUUUUAUAUUAUAUUAGUAAUUUAUAUAUUAACACAAAAGUUUUAUUUGUAUUUAGCUUUUCUUUUUAUACAUAAAGGUAUUCAGUUACAGAAUUGAAAUGUAAUAAUAGUAUACAAAUAUGUUUGCACAUUUAUUUUGCUAGCUACGAAUCGAAUUUAGCAAAAAUCAAGAACUAUUUUGAACAAAUUGUUAUUUUAAAAUCAAAAUGCACAAGUUUACUGUAAAGAUUCUUUUUAAAAAAUGUGCUUCAAUAUAAUUUGUGAAUUUCUGUCUGCUGCAAACUAAUUACUUAAUUUGAAUUUGAAUAUUUAGCUAUGGGCUUGUUGUUAAUUACUUUUUCAAUAUAUUUAUUUAUAUAUAUAUUUUGUUUAGCAGUUUUCAAGAGGAAGCAGCAUUUAUUAUGGCAUAUGUAUAUAGCUCAGCGGAAGGUUUUUCUGUAGUUCUAACUGCUCAUCAAUGUUAUACAUGUAUGUUUAUUUAUAUAUGUGUAUAUAUAUAUAUAUGUGUGUGUGUGAAUGUGUGUG
Molecule: messenger RNA, 2659 nt
Organism: Drosophila novamexicana
Lineage: Eukaryota; Metazoa; Arthropoda; Insecta; Diptera; Drosophilidae
Gene: Cyp6t1
Product: probable cytochrome P450 6t1
Exons: 4
Coding region: 21-1562 (513 amino acids)
Biological process (GO): insecticide catabolic process; response to DDT
Molecular function (GO): heme binding; oxidoreductase activity, acting on paired donors, with incorporation or reduction of molecular oxygen; iron ion binding
Source: RefSeq, a predicted model, not a curated record